CAAAGUUGGCUAGUUCUUGGAGUGAACACAGAUCAGGAUGCGGUUCAUCGGUUGUACUUUCUUCGGUGUCUGUUGCCUGGCGGCUUUUCCCCCUGCCACACCCGCUUUUUUGGCUCCGAUCCGGUCGUAUGGUCAGAAUGGAACCCUCGCUCUGCAGAACAACUUUGCCUUGGAGCUGAAGGCGGUGAUCCGACAGAUACCGGUGGACAACAUCGAGAAGCUGGUGCAGACCUACCUCCUCAACGACAUCGAGUUCCAGGGUGUGAUCAGGGCCAUCAACUCCCUGCCCGCCUAUCGAUUCUACCGGCAGUUGAUCAACCAACCCGAAGUGCGCCAACUGCAGCAGUGGGUCACGCAGCAGUUGAUCCUGUCCGGCGGUGGACCCAAGAUCUUUGAGUACCUAGAACUGGAGAUCAAGAUCUUCAACAAGUAUCCCUACUGGUCGCAGAUCGUAAGUGGAAUCCAGGGAUUCCAGGCGGAGUUCGUGCAGAUCUACCCAGUGCAACUGAUCCGAUCCCUUCUGGAACCCAGUGCCACCCAAACCAGUCCUCUUCUCUCGGAACUCUGGCGUCGUCUGGUGGCCUUGCGCCCAGUUUACGAAAGAGUUUUGGCCACUCCACCCGGCAAGGUCAUCACCGCUGAACUCCAGAGACUGGGCGUGGAUGUGGGUGGUGUGGACGCCCUUAUCCGUUAUCAGUUCGGUUGGAGCAACGUCACCUUUCCGAGCUACGAUUACACGGAUUACCUGUACUAGAGGUUCAAUGUGGAACUGGGUAUCAAUAGAUUAUCCCUAUAUCAUAUUAAGAUAUUAAUGUGAUAAUUAUAUAUUAUAUAAUAUUAUUGUUGUAGGUGUGGCAAUUCUGGUCCAGUAUAUUUAACAUUACUUAACAAGCAUAUAGCGAUUGAAAAUACAUGCCCGAAGGCGUGAAGAACAUAA
Drosophila simulans is the source of this 937-nucleotide messenger RNA. RefSeq lists its product as uncharacterized. The record is from RefSeq and is a predicted model, not a curated record. Bases 38 to 754 code for a protein of 238 amino acids. NCBI's taxonomy places the organism in Eukaryota, Metazoa, Arthropoda, Insecta, Diptera, Drosophilidae. The transcript has a single exon.